Xenia sp. Carnegie-2017 is the source of this 1441-nucleotide messenger RNA. RefSeq names its product probable palmitoyltransferase ZDHHC24. The coding region runs from base 112 to 1119 and encodes 335 amino acids. NCBI's taxonomy places the organism in Eukaryota, Metazoa, Cnidaria, Anthozoa, Malacalcyonacea, Xeniidae. Gene Ontology annotation, molecular function: palmitoyltransferase activity. The record is from RefSeq and is a predicted model, not a curated record. The transcript has a single exon.
UGUUUUCAAUGGUUUUCAAAAUUCUUUCAUUAUUAUGGUUACAGAUUUUGAGUUCUUGCUUUUACGUAUCUGGUAGUUUCCAACGUGUUGUCAAUAUAAACUUUGAGUCUAAUGAACUCUAGAAAUACUGCCAUAAAAUAUAAAGUAACCUAUUUUUUGACCGGUAUCUUUUGGACCCGCAGGCUCAGACGAAUUAAAUUAUUGACUCAGGUGUGGUUUGUUUUGUUUACAAAUUUUAUAAAAAGUAAACAAUUUUGCCAUUUCAUUCGUCGAAACAUGUCGUCUGGCCACACGUUUUUUCCAAAGCGUACGGGAGAUCGUAUCGCUUGCUGCUUUAUGGUAAUAACUUUAGUAAUUGUAGUGAAUUUUGAACUACGAACUGUUCUGCCUAUAUAUCACGAACCAUACUCUACAUGGUGGCUAAUUCAUACGGUUUGUGCAUUUUUUGCGGCCUUUAACGUCUUUUCAAACUUAUUUUUCAUGAUGGCUACGGACACAACCAGUGGUAGUGCCAGCCUUCCUGCUGUACUCAAACCUGGUUGGACCUACUGUCCUUUCUGUCAGCUCAAUUCACCACCAAGAUCAUAUCAUUGCCACGUGUGUGACACAUGCAUCCUCAAACGAGAUCACCAUUGUGUAUUUGGUGGAACAUGCGUUGGCUACAAGAACUAUCGCUAUUACCUCAUGAUGGUUGUAUAUUUAUGGCUUGGUGCCCUGUAUGCAAACAUAUAUCAUUUUGAAUACAUUCACAGUAUUGCUGGUGGAUUCAGUUUGGUUACCUUUUUCACAAUGUUUAUGCCAUUUAUCAUGCUUAUAUGUGGGUAUUCAACUGGCUACCAGUUUUAUGUAUUGUUUUUGGCGGGAAUCUCUGUGUUAUCGCUGUUUCUUUUUUCCUGUUUGUUGUAUCUUCAAAUAAAACUUAUUCUCAAUGGUCAAGUCACAUAUGAAAACAAGCAUGGGAAAAGGGAGUACGAUCUAGGAUACAUUGAUAACAUUAAAGAUGUCAUGGGUACACGAUGGUACAUGGCGUGGAUAAGCCCAUUUCUGCCUUCAUCCAUGCCCGGGGAUGGAGUAAACUUUCGCCGGGGGGAUAUUUUUUAUGAUAUUAAAAAAAUGUAGUUAAGUUAGACAUAAUCUGAGUAACAAUGUAACGAUUGAUUUAUACCAUUAAUUUGAUUGCUAAUAUUGCUUGUAAUUUAUUCAGUAAAUAAUGGUGUUAUUGAAGUGUGCAAAAAGUUCCCUUAAGUAUGGCAUCAUGAUUAGAAUAAUGACAAAUUUCCUGGGUAUUUCUCUUCGACAAUUAGAUUGCGAGCUUGGGAUUUCCUUGAGGUGAUAGUUCAUGUUAAAGUAGACAAUCAAAUAAAAGAAUUUGCAAAAGAAUACUAAAAUGAAUUUCUUGUACAAUUCAACAUUUUGACAAAUUAAAUUGAGAGUUAAUCAA